AUAAUACUUAAUAGUGACAGCUGAAAGGCCAUGGAGUGUGCUUGCGAAUUUUUUUUCCGCACUUUAGAUUAUGAUUGUGUAUGAAGUGCCGCAAUAAUUUAAUUUGAAACUUUAUUUCUAAUCCCAUUUUUUUCUUAUUUUGUGUCAUAAAAUUAUAAUUAUUUUCGUGUAAAACAUUUUGUAAUACUAUUUAAUAUAUUGUAGAUAAUUUUACAAUUAAUAAAAUGAAUUUAAGUGUAAAUUUCAUUGAUAUAUUAAAGCCGCGUAAUACACAAUUCGGAAUAAUAAAAUUUAUGAGCAGAUCAUGGGAACCGACCAAGACAUUACAUUUUGAAAAACCUUGUUCACCGCAAGACUUAAAAAAUGUGGUCGCGAACUCUGUCUAUAUUGAUGCAAUUAUAGAAGCGGAAAGUAAUGAAAGUGGUGUUUCUAAAGAGAAGUUGAAAAAGGAAAUAUGGGAAUAUUUAGAUGAAAUGGCAAUGGAUAAGAAAAUGCAUGUGGUAAGGUGGAUGGGGGUCGUGUUCCUGAAGAUCUGCUUUAUGAUGAAAAUAGGAGUAUUUGUAAAUGAAUCAGCUGUAUUAAAGUUAAAAUCAACAAUGGGAAUGAAUCCAGUACUGUUUCUGCCCACUCAUAGGAGUUAUGCAGAUUUUUGUCUCAUGACAUACCUUUGCUACCAUUAUGAUAUUGAUCUUCCUGCCGUUGCUGCGGGCAUGGAUUUCGCGUCAAUGGCGGUUGUUGGACAAAGCAUGCGUGAAACUGGAGCUUUUUAUAUUCGCCGUACCUUGGCGGGCGCUCCGCUGUACGCGGCCGCUUUGCGACGAUACGUGCGAGCCUUGGUGGCAUCAUAUCACGCGCCUGUAGAAUUUUUUCUAGAAGGUACCAGAAGUAGAAGCAAUAAGAGCCUUCCGCCCAAGUAUGGUAUGUUGUCUAUGUCUCUGGCGCCGUACUUCAGUCGCGAGUGUACCGAUGUGACGCUGGUGCCGGUCAACAUCAGCUACGACCGCAUUAUGGAGCAGAAGUUGUUCGCGUACGAACAUCUGGGAGUGCCAAAGCCUAAGGAAUCCACUGGAGGACUGAUCAAAUCAUUGCACAAGCUGAACGACCACUACGGUAAUAUAUACGUGAACGUCGGCGAACCGAUAUCUUUAAAGGAAUAUUUGGGAGACCAGGACGGAUUGACCAAAGAGAUGUUGAAACCGACGGAACUUCAGCAGAUUACCAAGGAACAGAUGACGAGGAUACAGGAUGUGGCCAACUAUGUGAUCACACAGCAGCAGAAGUGCACGGUUGUGACCAUUUCCAAUUUAGUGGCCGUUGUGUUGAUGGAGAGCUUGGUAAGGAACGAACCUCUGGAGCUGGCCCAGGUGUUGGUCAAACUGGACUGGCUGAUCCAGGUGUUGAGAAACCUGGGUGCUACUGUAUUCGAAAACGAUCUCAAGAAUAACAUGGAGAGGAUAUUAGUGGUUCACAAGAAUUUGAUAAGAAUCGACAGAGAUAACAAGCUGAAACUCGUCUCCAGCGCUCUGAUGGACGUCAGUCCGGAUGUUCAGAACAAGAUGAAGGGUCAUCUCUUGAAGGCUGAAACGAUGGUGAAUGCUCUGCCCAUUAUAGAACUCCAGCUGUACAUGAACCCUGUGCUGCAUUACCUCCUACCACCGGCGCUUAUAUACCUCAUAGUAAGAAGACGACCUGUAUAUAGAGAGGAGCUGUUGGCUGAGUAUCGUCAAAUCCGGAGAUUAUUAAAAUACGAGUUCUUUUAUAUGGAGGAAUCGGAAGACAGAGUAUUUUCUUCAAGUGUUCAGUUCCUGGUGAAGGGCGAAGCCCUGCGUGAGGGCGCAGGCCUAUUGGAGGCGACUGCCCCGACCGCACUCGGAGACCUGCUACAGUCAGCGACACUCAGUUCGUUACACACCAUGAGGAUAUGUGCUGAACACAUGAUGAAGGUGGUGAAGUGUCCGGAGAGUCAGGCGCUGAAACGUGUCCAGGCUGUUGUAGAGGAGUCCCGGGCGCAUCCCUACUGCCUGAGUCUGGACGCUAUCUCUCGCUGUCUCAGAGGACUCGCUGACGAGGGAGCGCUCAUCAGGAGCAGAGGGAAACAAGUGACGUACGAGGUUGUCGGUAACAAAAUGGAGGAAUGCCAUCGAUUAGUGACGUCAAUUCUGCCAAAUAUUAACAUAGAAUGUGGCACAAACAACUCGGUUAUAUUGAACCAGGACACACCGAAAUCCAAACUGUAAAUUAGUCUUAUUAAUACAAUAAUAUAUUUUAAUCUAUUACUUUUAGUAUUCAAGGUUCUAGUAGUAAAGCAUUUUCUAAGUAUUUGUAUUGUAUACAUAGAUUAUUAUUUUAGCUAAUCAUAGACUAUAUAAUAUGCUGACUUGAUGUAUUGGGCAAGAUUGCUCCAUAGACAGUUUUUAAAGGGUAUAGAAUUUUAAUUAAUAUUUACAAGUAAGAUAUACCGUAAUUGUUCUGUAGGAUCACACAAAUUUAUUUAUUAUGGGAAUUAAUUAUAUGAUUAUUAAAAUACAAGCUGUGAUAAAUUCUGUUUGCCAUUUUCACGUUUUGUUAUGUAUGUAGUUAUGUGUUGAUUAGUUUAUAAGCUAAUAAAAUAGGAGAAUAUUA
Danaus plexippus (monarch butterfly) is the source of this 2622-nucleotide messenger RNA. RefSeq names its product dihydroxyacetone phosphate acyltransferase (gene Dhap-at). NCBI's taxonomy places the organism in Eukaryota, Metazoa, Arthropoda, Insecta, Lepidoptera, Nymphalidae. Gene Ontology annotation, cellular component: mitochondrial membrane; peroxisomal membrane. Gene Ontology annotation, biological process: ether lipid biosynthetic process. The transcript is spliced from 11 exons. Gene Ontology annotation, molecular function: glycerone-phosphate O-acyltransferase activity. The record is from RefSeq and is a predicted model, not a curated record. The coding region runs from base 225 to 2237 and encodes 670 amino acids.